Molecule: messenger RNA, 1539 nt
Organism: Closterium sp. Yama58-4
Lineage: Eukaryota; Viridiplantae; Streptophyta; Zygnematophyceae; Desmidiales; Closteriaceae
Source: the annotation of a GenBank genome assembly
AUGGAGACCUCGAUGGCUUCCGAGGAUACGAGGGCCGGAGGCCGCUCACGUCGUGUCUCGCAACCGCCGGCAUACCUGCGUUCGUCAUACCAGUUGACGAUGCCGCGAGGUCGGCUGUCGAACGGGAAGCGUGGGGCGACCGUUCCCAAGCGCUUGAGCUUGUCCACUAAGGGAAAGGAGGUGGCACAUUCAGAGCAAGAUGACGGCACGGGUGCAGAGAGUGCAGAUUCGUCUGAGCGCAGCGAGGAAGAGGACAAGGAAAGCGAAGACACAUCGGCGCCAGGAUCACAAGAGGAAUCCGCCGACCAGGGCGCUGGAGGGAAGACGCACGACGAUGGAUGUGCAGGAAUAUCCGCGGCCAAUGCUGACAGGCGCACACAUCAAGAUGCGCGGGACACGGAUGUGUCUCGAGGCGACGGCCGAGGACAGGCGGACGGACUUGUUGGCCGCACACGCGUGAACACCUUGGACGCCAACGGCGAUGACGUGCGCAUCCCUAGCCGGAUCCUCGAGCAACUCAUACAGGCGCAGGACAAGAGCGCCAAGGAGAACGCGCGUUUGGAGGCGCUGUUUUUGAAUGCGAUGUCUCGCCCUUCCGGUGGCUCUGGUAAGCGUAAAGCUCAGAAGCAGAGAGACCCGGGGCAGGGUUGUAUGAACCCGAAGCGACAGCGUGGUGAUGGUUACCGGUUUGCACUUAUAUCAUGUUUUGUGUACACCGUAUGUGCGCAGAGGGUUUGCGAGCUGGCCAGGGUGCACAUGUUUCUCAACAGGCCGACGUCGACGAUGACCUUCUACCCGAGCAGCGACGAUAAGACUCACGGAGUGUGUGCGGUGCUGGACCGCCUGCCGCAUAGCUUCGCCUGUUUGGCGCUGGCGGCUGACAAGUCGCGUCGCGCGGAUCUCAACAAGACGCUAUCUGAGUGGAAGACAAGGGCUGCCGCACGCGUGCGAGACAUUGCACUUCCCAAGCUCGGAUUGUUCCGCGACGACAGGGACGCAUCCAGCCCAUGGGCGCCCGAGAAGGCACGCAGUAUCGAUAAGAUCCGGGAGCGCAUUGGUCUUGGCGCUGACCCCCCUGAAACCCUGGUGCUCACGAGCUGGGCGAACGACCGUGACGGCAUGCCGUUUGCCUCCCGGGCGUUCACGACAUGCGCGAAGGCUGCAUUCAGGCCCAAGAAGGCCGGGCUGGUGAUGACACUGAAGGUGUACCACCUGGCCUGGUUGGAGCAUGUGGUCUCCGACUGCGUCCUCUACUGGGAGGAGAGGAAAGGCCGGCUUUCCAACUCGGCCGGCGGCAACGCACACGUCGUGGACGGCCUCAAGGUCCUGGUGAAGGAGGUCGUGGAGAGGGCGAUCAGGAUCCGCAACCCGGAGUAUGACGCGGAGCGAGAGGCGUGGAUCUGGGGGCGCCAUGGACUGCGCAUCUCUGCGUGCGGCCUGGAGCACAUGAAGCCACCGCCGCAGCUCAGUCCGAAGAGCCUGAGGGGGACGACGACCUCUCGGCGUCAGUUGGUGAUGAGUAGGCCGAAGGGCGUGUGA